AUGGAAGAACUGCAUGAAUCUGAAGUUAACCCUUUUCAAGGUAAAAUGAGGGAAUUCAGCCUAUCCGAAGAGUUUGAUUCCUUGAAAGAAUUGGAGUUUCCUCGUGUUGCUCCGCGAAGCGAUACAGCUACACCCAAAUCUUCAGUUGUAGAUACUUCUAAUCGAAAACGAACAAGAAAGUCGGUACGCUGGGCUGACGUUCUUACAACUUCAGAUAAUAUGGUUCAAACACCGACCACUUCAACGGUCACUACCGAUGCAGGUGUUGGCAGUUCUUCACGCAAAAGGCGGCGCUGA
Messenger RNA from Trichobilharzia regenti, 297 nucleotides. The record is from the annotation of a GenBank genome assembly. Lineage: Eukaryota; Metazoa; Platyhelminthes; Trematoda; Strigeidida; Schistosomatidae.